AUGCAAUUCUAUCGUCUCUUAUUCGUAUUUGCAUUAUUAACAUUAGCUAUUGGAUUAGCUAUUGGUGACCGUGAGAUUCGUCAUGACGGUUGCGAUAAUCAAUGUAAACCACAUGGAGAUGUUACAUCAUGUUGUCAAAAACCCCUUCCACUUGGUUUUUCUCAUGGUAUAUGUAAGGGUAAAGAAGCAUAUUGCAUAAAACAAUAA
Adineta steineri is the source of this 207-nucleotide messenger RNA. Lineage: Eukaryota; Metazoa; Rotifera; Eurotatoria; Adinetida; Adinetidae. The record is from the annotation of a GenBank genome assembly.